Messenger RNA from Aspergillus saccharolyticus JOP 1030-1, 1119 nucleotides. RefSeq lists its product as uncharacterized. The coding region runs from base 1 to 1119 and encodes 372 amino acids. The record is from RefSeq and is a predicted model, not a curated record. Lineage: Eukaryota; Fungi; Ascomycota; Eurotiomycetes; Eurotiales; Aspergillaceae. The transcript has 3 exons.
AUGUCCCUUGAGUCUAUUACUGACUCUUUGAGAGACAUCAACAUCAACCGUGCUGAGGUAGAGGACCCUCAGUACCAGCCUCUCCUGUUCCACCCACCGGCUGGUCUUGAAGCUACCAACAGCUCUCUCUCCGAGAUCCCAACCUACCUGUUCCGCGUGGCCUCUCCUAAAUCCAGCGCCACAACAAGCAGCACAUGGGUUCGUCCGCCCGCCACCCGACGCAACGACAAUGCCCUCUCUCAUGAGGACAUUUUCACCAUCCGGGACCCAGGCGACAAGAAGCGCAAAGCUGCCCUGCUAAACGACCAUCUUUGGUGGCAAGAGCCCUCCGACGACCCUUUCGUCUCAUGGACUAGCUCCCUUCCCUUUGCCCUACAGCUCAUCUACUACCGCCAUCAGAGCAGCCGCGACGGAUCGCCUCUGAGGGAGAUCCGCCUGUACGUGGUGGACACCAAGAAAUUCCCUCGCGGCACCUUCAUCCGUGACGUGGACUUGAUCAAUGCCUUUGUGGAUGUGGACCCUAUUCCAUCUGGAAACGGCCUGAAGAGGUUAAGGCGGUAUCGCACUUGGGAUCUCAACUUUGGUGAAUAUCUCUCGCAGGGCGCGCUGAGAAUCGAGGGCAAGUGCCAGAUGAUUAGUGGCCAGUCGAUCUUCGAGAACAACAGGCUCAGGCGCAUUCAGCCUAACUUCACUGACAUUGACGUACGUGUCCCCGAGGGAAAUCCACGAUGGGCGAAGGAGGUCUGCCGGCUGCGUAGAGUGAUCUGGAGAGGAAAUGGGGGCCCCCUCCAAGUGGCUGCCGCUGUGCCGCACGAUCGCAUGCAGGCCGUCGGCGAAAUUGCGGACCUGUUCGAUCAUCCAGCUUGGAGGCUUCCCAUGGCGAUUUACUUUGCAGCGUUGGUCGGUAGUCGGCAAGAGCUGGCGACGGUCACCACCACGACUACACUGCUUGAAGCACUAAGACCCUAUUACGCAUCCUCCGAUAUCGGUCUCGAUCGCGGCGACCUGAAGGUCAAGAUCGUUGGUUUCCAAUCGGUGCCCGAACUCGAGCAGACAGCGACGAUCUUCCAACAUAUCCGCAAAGACUAUACUCUCAGGAAGACACUCGGUUUUGACUAA